GCAUGCGUGGACUACAACGCUCAAUGUUAAGUCUCUUGUGGCUUUUGGCUACGACAAGCGGCGUCAGGAGCGCCAACAUUCUGGGACUCUUCACCAGUCACAGUCCUUCGCAUUUAAUACUGCACAUGUCCAUGAUGCAGACACUAGCAGAGGCAGGACACAACAUAACUGUGGUGACCACCAUACGACCCAAAGUCAAGUGCGAGAAUAUGCAGCUUAUAGUUAUACCAAUGAGCAAGGCACAGGAGCACAAUUUGGAGCAACAGAUGAGCACAAUGGCGGGACAAAAGAACUCCAUAUUUAUGCUAUUUAAACGUGUGCAGAACAUGUUGGACUCGCAGCUGGAUCUGCUGUCGGACGCAGCCUUUCAGCGCGUAUAUGAAACAAAGUUUGAUCUCAUGUUUCUGGGUUAUAUACUAAAUGAUUUGCAUUUGGGCUUGGCGGCCAAGCUGCGUGUGCCUUUGAUACUGGCUUGGGUGCAAGCGCCUGCUGUAAACAUUGAUACGCUAGUGGGCAAUCCCACAAAUCCUUCAUACAUACCCAGAGUGGGCACCGCAGUUAAGCCGGGCGAAAUCAUGGGCUUUGGCAAGCGGCUGCAGAACUUUAGUAACUCGCUCAUCUUUCAGCUUAUGAUGCUGCACUUCAAGCACCAAAUGCAGUAUUACUAUAAACAGCAGUUUGGUCACAUAGCUGACUUUCCCACGCUGCAGCAGAUGCGACGCAAUGUGUCGCUGGUGUUUACCAAUUCACAUUCAAUCAGUGAAGGUCCCAUCAGACCGCUGGUGCCUGGCAUAAUCGAAAUUGGUGGCAUACAGAUUAAGCAGCAUCCCAAUGCGCUACCAAAGGAUAUCAGCGACUUUUUGGAUGAAGCAGAACAUGGCGUCAUUCUACUCUCUUUGGGCUCCAACAUAAAAAGCUCAGCGGUUAAGCCGCACUUGGUGCAGUCCAUGUUCAAGGUAUUAUCUAAACUCAAGCAGCGUGUAAUCUGGAAGUGGGAGCAGCCUGAAAUGACGCCUGGUCUGGCUGCCAACAUACUCUACAAGCAGUGGCUGCCCCAAGACGAUAUACUUGCGCCACCAAAGAUCAAACUCUUUAUAACCCAUGCAGGCAAAGGCGGCAUUACCGAGGCUCAAUAUCAUGGCGUGCCUAUGUUGGCGUUGCCCAUUUUUGGUGAUCAGCCCACGAAUGCAGAGAACAUGCAGCUGGCUGGCUAUGGACUCACUCUUGAGCUGCUCUCACUGAAUGAGCAAAACUUUAAGCAGCAAUUAAAUGAGCUGCUUACGAACAAAAAGUACGCGCAGGCCAUACGCAGAUUCUCUCGGCUCUACAGGGAUAGACCACUCAGUGCCAGGCAGACAGUGCUCUACUGGACGGAGUACGUGCUACGCCAUCACGGCGCUGUCCACUUGCAGAGUACAGCGGUGCACAUGAGUUUCAUUGCCUAUCACAAUUUGGAUGUCUAUGCCUUUCUGAUCUCAGUGGCUACGCUGCUCUUGCUGCUAGCUAAGCUCGUUAUUAAAAUUAUUUGCUGCAGUUUGUGCAACAAGUCACAGAAGCGUAAAAAGUUAAAGUUGCACUAA
Messenger RNA from Drosophila busckii, 1580 nucleotides. It is a transcript of the gene Ugt37C2, whose product is annotated as UDP-glucuronosyltransferase 2B17. The record is from RefSeq and is a predicted model, not a curated record. Lineage: Eukaryota; Metazoa; Arthropoda; Insecta; Diptera; Drosophilidae. Gene Ontology annotation, molecular function: UDP-glycosyltransferase activity.